Ostreococcus lucimarinus CCE9901 is the source of this 1974-nucleotide messenger RNA. RefSeq lists its product with no specific name. Gene Ontology annotation, cellular component: condensin complex. Gene Ontology annotation, biological process: mitotic chromosome condensation. The record is from RefSeq and is a predicted model, not a curated record. The transcript has 2 exons. Gene Ontology annotation, molecular function: chromatin binding. Bases 1 to 1974 code for a protein of 657 amino acids. Lineage: Eukaryota; Viridiplantae; Chlorophyta; Mamiellophyceae; Mamiellales; Bathycoccaceae.
AUGUCCGGCGUGUUGACGCCACACAAUCAGAAAAUUAAACGCGGUGGGCGGAAGAAGACCCCGCUGAGCCGAUCACCCGCACCAUCCGGACUGUUAUCCCCGAACGAUGAUCAGCUGGAACGACAAAAAUCGCUCCUGUCCCGCGAAGCGACGGAAGAGAUGCGGCGGGAUUUCGCCACCGAGCUCGAAGAAAAUGCGGAAUCUGCGCCGAAGCUGUCGGCGGACGCGGUUUUGAACCUCUACACCAACUGCAUCAAGCUCGCGUCGGAGAACAAAAUCAACGCCAAAAACACAUGGAGCCUGGCUUUGAUCGAUCACAUCAGCGAUAUCGUGAAGAAUGAAAAAGAUGAAGACAAUCAAACUAACUUUCAAAAGGCGAGCUGCACAUUGGAAGCUGGUGUGAAGAUUUAUGCAUCGCGCGUAGAUUCGUUCCACAGCGAAACUUUCAAGAUGCUCGGUGGGAUGAACAAAGUCUCGUCCAACGGCGAAGAAGAAGAAGAUGAUGGACGACAAGGACUUGGAGACGGUGCGGAUGGGAGUCAAUUGCCGGAAGACGGCGAUGGAGCGAAAACAAAGAAACGACGAGCGACCGUAAACACUUUGGAGAUGCCGGACGCACACUCGUUGAAGCAGCUCGACGAAACGUUAGUCGUCGAUCCUCUUUUCCAAAAGACGAGUGCCAUGUUUGAUGAAGGUGGUGCCUCAGGUCUUCUAUUGACAAACUUAGCCGUACACAAAGGGUGCAAUAUUUGUUUUGACUCAGAAGAGGUGCCAGACUACACGAAGGGCGAGGACGCGCCGCUCACGGGGACGCUCGAUCUCUCGUCGUUGCGUGCUUCAAUCGAAGCUGCGACCACGGCCAUGGCGUCGGUGUCGCGCAUCACACCUUCUAUCGAUGAAGUUCAAGCUAUGCUCACGGAAGUCACGGGUGUUGCUCCCACCAAGGCAACUGAAGAAAGCGCAGAGGGUGCGGGCUCAUUCUUUACGGGUUCGUCGCUCGAAGGGAUAAACUUGGCAGAAUACGACGACGAAGAUGAAGAUAUUGCGGAGGAGUCGCCAGAGGACUGGGCUGCCGGUGCUGAUGGUUUCGAAGACGAAAAUUGGGCGGAAGAUGGCGACCAUGGUACAUCCAUGGAUGAUGAUACCGUUCUACCGACCCAAGAAGGUGGUUUGGAGUGGAUCGUUUCAUCUGGCUUAGGUGGCAAGAUGGGCUGGGCUGGCCCGACACACUGGCAAUUCAGAGCUCCACCUCGCGCCAAAUCGAGUGCUAACGGCGAAGACGACGGUGAAAACAAAAACCAAAAGAAGAGAGGGAAGGGUGAGCUCACUUAUGACUUUGAAAAUCCGAGCGAGCUUGAUGAACGAAGAUUUGAACUCGCCGUCGACGAGGACGACCUGUUGUUGGCCACAGCACCGAGUGCGUCCGACACUCUCCUUCCACCAGAUCUCGGUUAUGAACCAUCCAAUCUGAUAAAACUUUUCUUGAAGUCUCAAAACGUGGCGAGCUUGGUAAAUAGUGAAUCCAUGACGAAUCAAGACGAGGAAGGGUUCACCUUUGGCGCAGAUGAAGCUGGAGGCGAAUUCGAUGAUGGUGAGGAGCUGGUCGGUGAAGCGGGCGGGUGGUAUGACGCCAAUGAGUUAGGAGACGAUGACGAUUUUGUGGAUGCCCCGCGACGUGUGGAAAAGAUUGAGGUCAAUUACGCUAGGACCACGAAGCAAGUGAACGUCCGCGCUCUCAAGCAAACGCUCUGGGCCAACCUCGAAGAAUCAACGUCAGAGGAAGACGUGCAUUCUUUCAAUGAGAUGCUCCGGGAAUUCCCCGUGAAUAACCCAGCUGGACAUGUUGAAGAUAUCAGCGUUCAUAUGGCGUUCAUUUGCGCCCUUCACCUUGCUAAUGAGCACGGUCUGGUCAUCAAGAGCGUCCCUGCCAUGGACGAUUUAUGCAUCUCAAAUGUUCCAUGUUCAGUGAAUUAG